GUCUCCAUGGAAACAGGACAUAGAACGAAGGCGAAACAGCCAAAUAUUUUUUAAACUACACCUUAACGUCUAAAAACAAAAAGGUCGAAGCAUUGUGCCAUAGCACCAUUUAUUUUAUCGCUUGUGCUUCCAAGUAUCAUUAAUAACAUUUGAAUCAAAGUCAAUCUCCACGAAUAUUAUCUUUUAUCUAAAUCACAAUCCUCGAAACAUUUGCUGAACACUACAGAUCGAUAUCAAAUGUACUUUCAUUUUUCUUAUGAUGAAAUUCGAAACGAAGUUUUAAAAAAUGCAGCAAAACUGCGAAAGUUUGAAUAAGGGAAAUAAGAAACUCAGCUAGAUGUUCAUUUGAGAGUUACCUACCCUUUGUUGUUUUAUUUAUGUCUCUGAAUGUCGUAAACAUUUCGCGGUAUAUUUCCGUCGCUCGUUUGAAUUGUUAUUUACACCUACUAAAAAUGCUUCCUGCUUCGAAAAAUCAUCAGGUUCUUAACGGAAAUCGACGCCAUACACGAUCUCUGAGUAGAAAGUCUAAUAAUUAUAACCAUUUAAAAGUCGAAAGUAAAAUGUCACCACGUGUUGCUAGUGCUAGUGACAUCAAAACAGAAGACACCCAGUAUACAAAACUCCUUGAAAAUAGUAAUGAAGCAGUUGGAAGAAACGAAACUUACAGAAGCGACACAGCUAAUCAACAAGGACUUUCUGACAAAAAUACUACCCGAGUUAGAAAGCAAAGAUCGAAAAUAACGAUUAAAUACGAAAAGAAUGAUGAGUUUGAAAAUAACAAUACAGAUGUUGAAACUGUAUCGCCGUAUUUUACAACGAAAAAACACGAGCAAACUGAUCUGGAACAGGAAAAUAAAAGAACCAAAUGGGAACCCGAAGGGUGGUCAUUAGUUCUCAAUAACAUUCGAGAGAUGCGUAAACAUCAAGACGCCCCAGUAGAUAGUAUGGGUUGCGAUACGAUAUCAGAUCGUACUUCAGCACCUGAAAUAUUCCGAUACCAGGUCCUGUUAUCACUGAUGCUGUCCAGUCAAACUAAAGACGAAGUCACCUCAGCAGCAAUGAUGCGACUGAGAGAAUAUGGAUGCAACAUCGACAACAUCUUGGAAACUACGGAUGAAAAACUGGGCAAACUUAUUUACCCUGUUGGCUUUUGGAAGAGGAAGGUCGAGUAUAUAAAGAAAACAACACGCAUUCUGAAAGAGAAAUAUCAUGGUGAUAUUCCUCACUCUCUCGAAGGUUUGCUUCAGUUACCCGGUAUUGGUCCCAAAAUGGCUCACCUGAUUAUGAAAUGCGCGUGGGACAAACUAACAGGAAUUGGUGUGGACACACAUGUUCACCGCAUUUCUAACAGACUUGGAUGGGUUCCUACACAAACAAAAGAACCUGAAAAAACUCGCAAAUUUCUUGAAGACUGGCUGCCUCGCGAAUAUUGGAAUGAAGUGAACCAUUUGUUGGUCGGUUUUGGCCAACAACUCUGCAGACCCGUCAACCCAGCUUGUGUUACGUGUCUUAACAAGGAACUCUGUCCAACUGGUCGCAAGAACGUGAAAGCUAUGAAGAUAACGAAGAAAAAAACAUGAGUAAUAACUGUGUGUUGGCAUAAUGAUAUUUUCAUUGUAGGAAUUCAAACAAUAUUAACGAAUUAAUGUAUACAUAUUGAUAUAAAAGCCAUUCAAACAACAGUCUUAUACUGAGCAAAAACUAAAUUAA
Octopus bimaculoides (California two-spot octopus) is the source of this 1710-nucleotide messenger RNA. RefSeq names its product endonuclease III-like protein 1. Gene Ontology annotation, cellular component: nucleus. Gene Ontology annotation, molecular function: DNA binding; oxidized pyrimidine nucleobase lesion DNA N-glycosylase activity; DNA-(apurinic or apyrimidinic site) endonuclease activity. The record is from RefSeq and is a predicted model, not a curated record. NCBI's taxonomy places the organism in Eukaryota, Metazoa, Mollusca, Cephalopoda, Octopoda, Octopodidae. Gene Ontology annotation, biological process: nucleotide-excision repair; base-excision repair, AP site formation; base-excision repair.